Molecule: messenger RNA, 1896 nt
Organism: Cynara cardunculus var. scolymus (artichoke)
Lineage: Eukaryota; Viridiplantae; Streptophyta; Magnoliopsida; Asterales; Asteraceae
Exons: 16
Coding region: 317-1711 (464 amino acids)
Source: RefSeq, a predicted model, not a curated record
CAAAUGAAAAUUCAUACAUACGGGGGUUAAUUAAUUAUUUGCACUUUUUUACUUUGAGGGACCACUUUUGAAGUUGUUUACAAACCACAGGGACCAAAAUGGAGUUUACAUCUGUUUGGCAGAAGAAAUAGUCGUUGUGAUUGUGAAGAAGAAUCAUCGAAUUGAACGGAGAGAUUUGCCAUUCGUGCAAAUCAUAUUGCUUUUCUUCAUCCUCUUCUCCAUCAACCUUAAAGAGAUAUAUGAAAUUCAUGCUCCUCCGAUCGCUGGUUUUUUUUUUUUUUUUGAUUCUCUGCAGCUGCACAGAGUCACACGGAAGAUGAAGGACAAAUCAGUUGUAACAGAAAGUCCUAGCGGAAGUGGUGUAUCAAAAUCAUCUUUUUCGAGCACAUUAUUUGUACGAGAAGAAGAAGAAUCAGACAGAAAGAAAACCACUAACGACUUACCCUUGCGAAUCGUCACUCAUAGUGGUUCCUCCAGAUACGAUUUUGUUAAGGUGAAAGUAUGGUUGGGUGAUGAUGCUGAUCACUACUAUGUCCUCUCUAGAUUUUUGCUUAGCAGAAUGUUGACUGUUACUAAGAUUCCUAAUCAUGUGGCUCUAAAAAUUGCACUUGAACUCAAGAAGUUACUGGUAGAUAAUAGCCUUCUGGACGUCUCUCAGUCUGAUCUGGAAACUAAUUUGUUUAAGCUCAUGAAAUGGCGGGGAUAUGGGCAAGAGUAUAUAAAUCGUUACAAGAUGAUGACAAGAUUUCACCAUCGAAGAGUACCAUUGGUCAUUCUUGUAUGUGGCACGGCAUGCGUUGGAAAGUCUACAAUUGCUACGCAACUUGCACAAAGGUUAAACUUGCCAAACGUCUUGCAGACUGAUAUGGUCUAUGAAUUGCUAAGGACGUCGACAGAUGCACCUUUGGCAUCUACACCUUUUUUGGCACGUGACUUUAGCUCCUCUGAGGAGCUAAUAACUGAAUUUUGCAGAGAAUGCAGAAUAGUUCGGAAAGGUUUGGCUGGUGAUUUGAAGAAAGCAAUGAAAGAUGGAAAACCAAUCAUUAUUGAGGGAAUGCAUGUGGAUCCAGGCAUAUACCUAAUUGACGAGGAGAGAAAGUUACCAAAUAAUUUGCCAGUGAAAGCAGAAGAGGCAAAGUCUACAGAAGCAAUUGGGAAUGAUGUAACAUGGGUGGAAAAUGAUGCGUCUGCUUCUAGCAUUCAUGAUGAAAAUAGCCACAAGAAUCCUGAGAAUUUGAAGGCAGAGAAAGCAACAUCUGCAGGAGCUAUGAAUAAUGAUCCCGAUGGCCUUAAAUCUGUACCUGCUGUUGGAACUGUUCCUGAGAAUAUAACUAACAAUAUGAAAGAUCAAGUGGCUGAAAGAAAACCUAUUCAUAGAAGAGAAAACUCAGGGGCCCCGGAACCAAUAAUAAUUCCUAUUGUCCUAAAGAUGGCUGAGUUUGAUCAUAAGGCAUUACUAGAAGAGUGGAUAUCUACUCGUAAAUUCAGCAACAAUUAUCCGAUCAAGGAUAAAGACAAAUUGAUUAGCAACCUAAAAACCAUUCAAGACUAUCUGUGCUCUUUCCAGUCACAGGGUUUAACAGUCACCAACAUAUCUGCGACAACAUUCCCACAAACGCUUGAUUGGUUGCACAAUCAUCUUCUUCAGCGUAUUGAGCAAGGUAUAUCGUCUGCCUCUAAAGGAAGUAAUGGUCAAGCCAAUGAAAGUUAGACUCGAUUUUACAGAGUAUGGAGCGCACGUGCCAAGACGAUGGCUUUCAAGGGAUUACAGGACCAUUUACCACAUGAUGUCUGCCAGAUUUGUUGGCAAAGCCUUGAGGUUACAUUUGUUGUUUUUAUAUUCUCAAGAUGCAUAUUUCUGUUAGAGGUCUACAAAAUAAAUGCAACGGAUUACUU